AUGGGAGAGGUCGCAGGCGUCGGAAGUAAUUGCCAGGGCCCUUAGCAGCUUCUUACCCGCACCUAGCAUGGUGGUUACAUGAUGGAGGAACAGUAACCCGGCUGUGUGGCCGUUGGGGCGGGGCGUUGUGGGGCAUGGAGUGGAAGCAGGCGUUGCGGGGCCGGCUGGCCGCCUACACCGGCCCUAAAAAAAGUGAACAAGAGCUAAAGGAUGAAGAAAUGGAGUUGUUUACAAAAUACUACAUGGAAUGGAAAGGAGGAAGAAAAAGCGUUAAUACAUCCUACAUGAAUAUACCACGGUUUUAUUACAGGCUACCAGCUGAGGAUGAAGUCUUACUGCAGAAAUUAAGAGAAGAAUCUAGAGCAGUCUUUCUACAGAGAAAAAGUAGAGAGCUGUUAGAUAAUGAAGAGCUUCAGAAUUUGUGGUUUCUGCUGGACAAACAUCAGACACCACCUAUGGUUGGGGAGGAAGCAAUGAUCAAUUAUGAGAGCUUCUUGAAAGUUGGUGAGAAAGCUGGACCCAAGUGCAAGCAGUUCUUUACAGCGAAAGUCUUUGCUAAAUUACUCCACAAUGAUCCCUAUGGAAGGAUAUCUAUCAUGCAGUUCUUCAAUUAUGUGAUGAGAAAAGUAUGGCUUCACCAGACAAGAAUAGGCCUCAGUUUAUAUGAUGUGGCAGGACAGGGUUACCUCAGAGAAUCGGAUUUAGAAAAUUAUAUUUUGGAACUUAUCCCUACUUUGCCACAGUUGGAUGGUUUAGAAAAAUCAUUUUACUCAUUCUAUGUCUGCACUGCGGUUAGAAAGUUCUUCUUCUUUUUAGACCCUCUCAGAACAGGCAAGAUAAAGAUACAAGAUAUUUUAGCUUGCAGCUUUCUGGAUGACUUAUUGGAGUUAAGGGAUGAAGAACUUUCUAAAGAAAGUCAAGAAACAAAUUGGUUUUCUGCUCCAUCUGCAUUGAGGGUUUAUGGCCAGUAUUUAAAUCUUGACAAAGAUCACAAUGGUAUGCUCAGCAAAGAGGAACUAUCCCGCUAUGGAACAGGGACUCUUACCAAUGUAUUUUUAGAUCGUGUCUUCCAAGAAUGUCUGACUUAUGAUGGAGAAAUGGACUAUAAGACCUACCUGGACUUUGUGCUUGCAUUAGAAAACAGAAAGGAACCUGCAGCUCUACAAUAUAUUUUCAAACUGCUUGAUAUAGAGAACAAAGGAUACCUGAAUGUUUUUUCCCUGAAUUAUUUCUUUAGGGCUAUUCAGGAACAAAUGAAAAUCCAUGGACAAGAACCAGUUUCUUUUCAAGAUGUAAAGGAUGAAAUCUUUGAUAUGGUGAAGCCUAAAGAUCCGUACAAGAUCUCCCUUCAAGACUUAAUCAACAGUAGCCAAGGAGACACUGUUACUAGCAUUCUAAUUGAUCUGAAUGGCUUCUGGACCUAUGAGAACAGAGAGGUUCUUGUAGCAAGUGAUAAUGACAAUACAACAGAUAUUGAUGAUACAUAACAGGAAUACACUAUUUAUGGAGAUGUGCCUAAAUGUGCACAAACUCUGAAGCUGCAGGCCUAUUCAUUAUCCAGAUCAGACAUUUCCAUCUUCCCCCAGAUGGGUGGUAUUAAAACUUUGUAUAGAGAUUGACAAAUGGUGAAGCCAAAAUAGCUACAGUGCUAUUUAAGAGGCAGUGGUUUGAUCUUAGUAAGAUGGAGAGAUUGUUUUGGAAUCUUUCUUCAAACUACAGUAGCAAGUAACAGUUCUCUCAACAUUUUGUUUCAUUAAACCUGUAGAAUAUUAAGGAUGGGAUUUCCAAAAAUGCUCAAUGUUAGUCUGUCUCUGCUACUGCUGAAGCCAGUAGGAAUCUUGGGAUUGGUCUAACUCUGCUGUCACAGUUUUUAAACCUGUCACAUGUAGUGUUCACUAGCAACUAAGUGUUAAGAA
Messenger RNA from Dermochelys coriacea (leatherback sea turtle), 1916 nucleotides. It is a transcript of the gene PPP2R3C, whose product is annotated as protein phosphatase 2 regulatory subunit B''gamma. The transcript has 13 exons. Gene Ontology annotation, cellular component: centrosome; spindle. The record is from RefSeq and is a predicted model, not a curated record. Gene Ontology annotation, biological process: T cell homeostasis; cortical cytoskeleton organization; regulation of dephosphorylation. The coding region runs from base 135 to 1487 and encodes 450 amino acids. Lineage: Eukaryota; Metazoa; Chordata; Testudines; Dermochelyidae.